AUGGUAGUUAUAUAUACCUCCACCACUGUCCCAAUAAAUUCGUUCAAUGACAUCGACCCUUUAACAUCUGCCGAGUUCUGGAAAGUCCUGGAACACAAAUGCCGCAACCCAGUACCGUUUGUCAAACCCAUCACACGUUGUCGAAUCAUCAGUGAGGAUCACGACUACGAAACUGGUCAGCUUACCAGUCUGACCAGGAUGGUCAUGGUCAAUGGAGGAGAGGCUGAAAUUGAAGAAGUCGCAGUUCUCAAGAAGCCGGUCAUGGUUUCGUUUAUUAUCCCUUCAACUGGAACUUGUGUUACCAACAUUCUUUCACGUGGAGCCGAUGAGGCAGAUCUUUACAUGGUGUCGACAUACGAGUGGCACCAUCCAGAGGUGCAAGCGGGCAGCGACGAACACAAGAAGCUCACGGAAUACUACUGGCAGAUGAGCAGCGAGACCGUGAAGAAUACAGUGACCGUAGCUAAGCAAAUGAGUAGGGAGGGAAAACUUGAUAAUAUGUGA
This is a messenger RNA of Talaromyces amestolkiae, 504 nucleotides long. RefSeq lists its product as uncharacterized. The transcript is spliced from 2 exons. Lineage: Eukaryota; Fungi; Ascomycota; Eurotiomycetes; Eurotiales; Trichocomaceae. The record is from RefSeq and is a predicted model, not a curated record. Bases 1 to 504 code for a protein of 167 amino acids.